Akanthomyces muscarius is the source of this 276-nucleotide messenger RNA. RefSeq lists its product as uncharacterized. The transcript has 3 exons. Bases 1 to 276 code for a protein of 91 amino acids. NCBI's taxonomy places the organism in Eukaryota, Fungi, Ascomycota, Sordariomycetes, Hypocreales, Cordycipitaceae. The record is from RefSeq and is a predicted model, not a curated record.
AUGAUGCGCACUCCCAAAGCUUCUCUCGCCCGGGUUACACACUCGUCCGCCACUGGUCCAAUUGGCAAGUUCCGCAAAAAAUUCGCCUAUUCUGAGUGGCAGCUGCGUGUGCAACCACACCUUGGACUCGGAAGAAGCUGUUUUGUGCUCUUUCCGCGGUCGAAGGCAGCUCUAUUGGGCCUGUGCCGACCACAACACAGAAUGCGUCACCAUGGUCAGUCUCGCCUACGACCUGUCCGUGCUCAUUUAUCCUGGUCGGGUCCUACCCGAAUGUGA